Molecule: messenger RNA, 570 nt
Organism: Saccostrea echinata
Lineage: Eukaryota; Metazoa; Mollusca; Bivalvia; Ostreida; Ostreidae
Exons: 2
Coding region: 9-563 (184 amino acids)
Biological process (GO): small GTPase-mediated signal transduction
Molecular function (GO): GTP binding; GTPase activity
Source: RefSeq, a predicted model, not a curated record
ACACGAAGAUGUCAGUCUCAGAUUUGAAAUGCUCUGUUGUUGGCGAUGCUCGAGUUGGCAAGACGUGCCUGACCAAAGUAUUUAUUGGAGAAAAAGGCGAUGAAAACUACACACCAACUAUUUUUGAGAAUUACUAUGGGGAAACACUUUGUAGAGGAAAGAAAGCCAUUAUUUCUAUUUAUGAUCUACCUGGACAGCAUGACUUUGAUCAGAUGAGGAGAUUUGCUCUAAAGGACAGUAAUGUCAUCAUCAUUUGCUACGAUGUCCAGAAAAGAAAAUCUUUCGAAAAUGUCCAGUCUGUAUGGAUUCCCGAAAUUCGACAGUUUCUGGGUAAAUCCAUACCAAUUGUUCUAGUCGGAAUUCUUUCGGGUAAAAAUCAAGCAAGAAGCGUGUCCAAAAGAGAGGCUAUCAAGGUCACCUCCCAAAUGCAAAUUUACGACUAUUUUGAGAUUUACCCUGAUGAUAAUGUUGAAGUGUCCUGUCUGUUUUCUUGCGUCGCAUCUAUUGCAAAGAAAACAAAGAAGCAUAAUUCGUCCUUCCUCCGACGUAUGUUCAUAUACUAACACUUGC